Trachemys scripta elegans is the source of this 1837-nucleotide messenger RNA. RefSeq names its product NFAT activating protein with ITAM motif 1 (gene NFAM1). The record is from RefSeq and is a predicted model, not a curated record. Gene Ontology annotation, biological process: positive regulation of cytokine production; positive regulation of B cell receptor signaling pathway; regulation of B cell differentiation. The coding region runs from base 209 to 1108 and encodes 299 amino acids. Gene Ontology annotation, molecular function: transmembrane signaling receptor activity. The transcript has 7 exons. Gene Ontology annotation, cellular component: membrane raft. Lineage: Eukaryota; Metazoa; Chordata; Testudines; Emydidae.
AGUCCAGCCAAAAAGCAGAAGGCAGCCGUGUCUACCAGGAAUAGCCUGCUUGUUGCAUUGUGUUUCCCACCCUGCUGCCUCCCCGCCUCUUUCCUUGCGAAAGGAAAGGGAGAAACGACGUCUCAGUUGUGGAGAUACCUGACCAAAAACAUCUCUCGUCUGUUGGCGUGUCAGAUCUGGUUGUUUGCUUACAGCCUUUGACCCUAUCAUGGCCUCCAGUCUAAAUGCCAUCUUCCUUCUUCUCUGGCUCCUUCAGCGUGGAGGACGGCAGGUUGCAGGACAGAAGGUCUCAGUAAAACAAACCCCCCUGAUCCAGGUCGCUUUUGCCAAUGAAAAUGUAUCUAUGAAGUGUCUGGUCAGCUACCCCUACAUGAAGGAAUACACCACCUUCACAAUCUAUUAUUACUGGGUGAACUCAGAAGGCAAGAGAGUCACCAUCAAAAAUUUUUCCGUAUCUGAAGCAAUCCCCACUGGACAGAUGAACCAGACAACAGAGAAGGAUUACCCAUAUACAAUUGGGCCAUCAGAAAACCCCCCUGCUACUGGCACCUACUACUGCGAGGCCAGGUGGAAAAGCACAACAGAAAAAGGAAAUGGGGUAUUCAUCCUUGUUAGAGACACAGGGUACAGAGAGCCCUCCCCGGGCACAUGGAAAUUUCUCAUCGCUCUUACCACUAUCCUCACCAUACUGAGCAUCACUGGAACAGCUCUGCUGCUGUGGAAGAGAAAGACCUGUCAUUUAGUGUCUUGUCCUAAGUUGGUGGUGUGUCCUGGGAGAUGCCCAGAUGUCCUCCAGAGGUGCCCAGACCUAAGCACAGGAGCCCAAGCCCCUUCAGGAAGUUCAGAACCAUCUGGCUCCAUCUACACUUGCCUAGAAUCCCACCAAGCUGAGGUCUAUUCUGUCCUUGAGGAUAACACGAACAGCUUGUCGCUUGAGAAGAAUCCCACUGCUACACUUCAAGACAUGAACAUCUCGCAGCCAGACAAGACUGAAGAUAGAAAUGAAGACCGUGGGAAAACAGAGAAGAAGAAAAAGAAGAAGAAAGAAAAGAAAUCUCAGCAAGAAACUCUGGAAGAACCCUUUGAUACCCUGUAUGAGAAUAUCUAAGGGGAAAGACUGAUCGUGCUUAGACUAUACAUCUCUGAGUAUGGGGGAACUGCCCCUCACAUCUUUAGUAUCCAUCUGAAUUCUCCAGAGACUCAUGACACACUUAUGGCAGAGCCCCACCCUAGUCUCUUUCUAAUCUGUCCUUUAUGGACCUCAGAAUUCCUCUGUUCUGAUCUCAGGGUGGCCCAGGCUGCAUGGGUGCUCCUGCAGAGGAUAUUGCUUUCAAUUAUUUAUAAGUCUGACUUUUAGCGAUCGUUUUAGUCAGGAACUGUGCAAGUUUCCCUCACCCGGCUAUGGCGAUGCAUUUGAGUCUUGAUCUAUAGCACUUGUUGUACAAUACAGGGACCCCACUACUUUUUUUGACAGUGCACCUCAAUCCUGAUUUGCAGCCCAUGCUAUCCCACUCCUAGCUCUCUCCUGUCAUGCCAAUAUGAACUUGAUAUAUCGUCUAAUGAGGACCUGAUUGGGAGCCACGGACCCCUGUCGCCGCGUUCCCUUUCUCAACAACUUCAAGCUGAAACAUGCUGAUGCGUAAAGCAAACUGACCUGCUAGCCCUGUACUGUAACUGCAGAUGUACAGUACAGCCCUGUGCUGCUCCAAAACAGUCUGUCGGAUUCAGCUCUGCAGGGUGAAUAUUUUCCUUUGAAUGCAACCAGCGGAAUAGGGUGGGGAGAGGCAGCAAGAAAAGAGAUGCAGAAAAUGAAGCAGGCGUCUUCCCUGCCUGUGGA